AUGUCUGCCAUCUACAGUGUUGUUGGCCCCUCGGAUCGGUCGAACUCGACGUUGAACACAUCCUAUCCAGACGCAGCAGCAUAUGGGUGCAAAAGGUGGAACAACUCUGAGACCUACUUCAACAGCGGUUUACCUACGCCGCCGGGCUCAAGGGCCAUGCCUGGGGUCGUGGUAGGCAACAGCUACGCGGCACUGCCCGCAGCAGCUGCUCCCCAGCAGGACCGCAGUGGUUUGCCAGACGCUGCCAACGCUGUCCGUCAACGCAGAACCCCGUCCGCAAUUUCGACGAACCAUACAUACACUCUGGCUCCGCCCACAAACGGAGGAGGCAUGUACAGCCGUCGAGCCCCUGAUCAGACCAACGUGAACGCCAUUGCACCCCACCUCCAAAUACCAGAAUCGGUGAACAAGAGCAAAGGGAGUCUGGCCGAGUUUGCUGCAGAAAUUGCAUGCCUCUUCUGGUUUGAAACAGGGCCAACACUGCAGUACGCAGAGAAUCUUCCAGAGGAUGCACCAGUCGACAGAGGGUUGCUGCCAGAUACCAUACCCUCGAUUGGGUUCCGAAAAUGGGUGACCACAAUCAUCAGCACCACGCAGGUGGGGAAGAACGUAAUCCUACUGGCCUUGUUGUUCAUCUAUCGGCUCAAAAAAUUCAACCCCUCUGUGAGCGGAAAGCGUGGCAGCGAGUUUCGGCUCCUGACGGUUGCCCUCAUGCUGGGAAACAAGUUUCUGGACGACAACACAUACACGAACAAGACGUGGGCGGAGGUUUCUGGCAUAUCAGUCACCGAAAUUCACAUUAUGGAGGUUGAAUUUUUGAGUAACAUGAGGUACGCUCUCUACGCCUCGGCUGAAAAGUGGAGCGAAUGGAAGUCCAAAUUGGGAAGGUUUGGCGCGUUCUAUCAAAAGGCCUCCCAGCUACCCCUGGUGGACGAGAGCAGAGCAAAUGGAGUCACUCCUGUCACGCCCAUUGCUCAGAGCUUUCCCCAAAAGCUCCCCUCGCCUCCUUCCACUCAUCACAGCGCCGGUCCUUAUGGUGUCUCGCCGUCUAUCAAUGGUCACUAUCCCAUCCUGCCACAUCCCUCGUCUGCAGCAACAUUUCUUCCGAGCUCACCUCUUCGGCAACAAGUCGGUCUGAGGGGAUAUCAACAGGAGCGGAAACGCAGUGCCGACUUUUCUUCGGAGCUUCCUCCGGCGAAGAGGCAACAAUACUCAGGCCAGCUUUCGGAUCAUGUUGGAAGCAGGGGAAAUUCACUUUCGUACGCUCCUGGCAGCUUAAGGGUUUCUCCUACACAUUCCAUUAGGAACGCGGAUAUUGGCGUUCCAGCAACGAUGCUGGACAUCCCAAGGUUGGACAUCCCGAGGCAACCACCCUCGCUACCGCUCUCAAAUUCACAGACGACCAUGCUACCGAUCCAGACGAAUAGACCACUGCCAGCCGUCUAUCCGGCCGCAACGGGUACCUAUUCCCAUCCUGUUACGCCAAUAUCUGCCGUACCACAAUCUCUCUUCCAAAAUCCCGUUCCAAGCCUGGGCGACGGUUCUCGACCCGUCACGACUCUGCCUUCGGCUCACACCUCUCCGUCUAAUGGAUACCAUACCACUACUCCCACAAUGCCGGGACUGUCACCUUCAUACUUCUUGACGCAUCGUACGUCCCCAUAUCGACCGGUCCGCCACGUCAACACGCUCUUAAUACCUCCGCCAUCUGCUGCAUUGCAGAUGCCAGUCAGAAACAUCCCUUCCGAUCAGAUUCACUACCACCCUCUGAGCAAAGCGAUCACCGAACGCCGGACUGGACCGCUUCCCAACUUCCAUCCCGAUGGCUGGCAGCAUAGUAAUGUUUCUACGCCCAUUACUCAACACCAAUACCCAUUUUAA
This is a messenger RNA of Fonsecaea erecta, 1881 nucleotides long. RefSeq lists its product as hypothetical. NCBI's taxonomy places the organism in Eukaryota, Fungi, Ascomycota, Eurotiomycetes, Chaetothyriales, Herpotrichiellaceae. Gene Ontology annotation, cellular component: nucleus; cyclin-dependent protein kinase holoenzyme complex. The transcript has a single exon. The record is from RefSeq and is a predicted model, not a curated record. Gene Ontology annotation, molecular function: protein kinase binding; cyclin-dependent protein serine/threonine kinase regulator activity. Gene Ontology annotation, biological process: regulation of cyclin-dependent protein serine/threonine kinase activity. Bases 1 to 1881 code for a protein of 626 amino acids.